GGAAUAUGUAUUCCGUAGCAUAAUUGGCAGAAUUUUAUACAAUUCCUGAGGUUGCUAUCGGUUCGAUUUGAUGGCUGAAAGGUUCAAUAACCGCCCGGCGUCUGAUUCCCCGACAAUUUUCAUGCCCGCGCUGCGUCGGACGAGCAUCGUCCCGCGUAGCGAAUGAUAUAAUCCUCAACAACACUGCGAUCAAACAAAACUGCUUCAGCGACACUACGCGGGCGUACAGUCAUAUAAACUUGCUCACACGUCAGAGAACUCACAGCACCUCGAAUUUUCCCCUAGCAAUAUGACGGACAUCCAUUUCAAGCUCAACUCAGGAGCCAGUAUUCCCGCCCUGGGACUUGGGACAUGGCAGAGUCCCGAAGGCCAAGUCCGCGCUGCUGUCGCACAUGCCAUCAAAUCAGGUUACCGACACAUCGACUGCGCCUACGUCUAUGGAAAUGAGAAAGAGGUUGGUGACGGGAUCAAAGAGGGUCUGGCUGCAACGGGCAUCUCUCGAAGCGAGCUGUUCAUUACCACAAAACUAUGGUGCACAUAUCAUACACGAGCAGAGAAGAACUUGGACAUAAGCCUGGGACUCUUGGGCCUUGACUAUGUCGACCUAUACCUCAUGCAUUGGCCGAUUGCCAUGAACCCUGAAGGCAACCACGAGAAAUUCCCCAAACUGGCCGAUGGAUCAAGAGACUUGAUACGAGAAAGAUCACAUGUGGACACGUACAAGGACAUGCAGAAGCUGCUAAAGACCGGAAAGGUCAAGGCUAUCGGAGUUUGCAAUUAUUCCAAACGAUUCCUGGAAGAAUUGGUACCACAGGUGGACAUUGUCCCUGCAGUCAAUCAGAUCGAGAACCACCCACUCCUCCCACAACAAGAGAUCGUUGACUACUGUAAAGAGAAGGGUAUUCACGUCACGGCAUACAGUCCACUUGGGAGCACUGGCAGUCCGCUCAUGAAUGAUCCCCAUGUUGUCAAGCUGGCCGAACAGAAAGGAACAACACCGGGCUGUAUAUUGUUGAGCUACCACAUCGCGGAGGGAAGGUCAGUACUGGCGAAGUCCGUCACGCCAUCUCGAAUCGACGAAAACAAGCACAUCGUUAAGCUGGAGGACAGCGAUCUUGCAUCCCUGGCGGACAUCCACAAGAACGGCGUAACUCGAUUCGUUUAUCCCGAGUUCGGCGUCGACUUUGGCUUCCCAGACAAGUCGUGAUGCUCAACAUAGAAACGCCUGGUUAGACUCUUGAGCAUAGCGACUGGAGUGGGAGGACCUCAAAAAGACAAUGUAUGAGUAUGAGUUUUAUGACGGUCGACUACCUUGCAUCGUAGUCGUCUCGAAUACGUAGAAGGCGUCAUCAUGGUGGCUAUCGUAGCAUUGCAAGACGUUGAGCCCCACGAUCUUCUGGUCACCAUCGUAUGCUAUCGUCUUGCUAUAAGUGGUCGUCGCCUCGUACACAUCACGCUUUACCUUGACGAUGUGAUGCUGAAAUCAACCGCACACAAGGGACAGAGGGUAAGACGAUGC
This is a messenger RNA of Exophiala viscosa, 1519 nucleotides long. RefSeq names its product glycerol dehydrogenase. Gene Ontology annotation, cellular component: cytosol. The record is from RefSeq and is a predicted model, not a curated record. The coding region runs from base 290 to 1207 and encodes 305 amino acids. Gene Ontology annotation, molecular function: aldose reductase (NADPH) activity. The transcript has 2 exons. Lineage: Eukaryota; Fungi; Ascomycota; Eurotiomycetes; Chaetothyriales; Herpotrichiellaceae.